UACCGACUAAAUGACUAAAGGAACUUGCCAGCAUUUAAACCAUUAAUGGCGGUAAAAGAAUGAAGUACUGAACAUUCAACAUGUUUCAUCACCUGCGGGACAACUACCGGAUAUUGUUCGCCAAAGUAAAGGAAUAGCUGUGUGACAAUUCCUUGAAUUCUUGAAGGAAGGGGACCCUCCUCCGAUUGGAUGGAAAUGCACCACCUUUUUGUUUCAUCUUCCUGUCGUGGUGGAUGUUGAGACUGUGUGAACCAAUGGGUGGGCAGCCAUGGUGAUUAUGUCAAAGUGAUCCAGGAAACCCCUAAACCCUGUGCCAUUGUUCUCAUGAUGACACAGGAGUGAGAGUUCCUGUUUCUGCUCGGAAUCAGAGAGUCACGCACACGGAGUCACAACCGCAGAUAUGAGUGGUGGGGUUAAUGUGAAGUCUGCCCCCAGGGGCUCACUCCCCUCUGGAAUCCCUCUCCCUCGUAGCCUGUUGCUUUCAUCACCAAAAGUGGACCCUCGUCACAGGACCAGAAUCGGUCAUCAGACCUUAACUCAGACUCCGCGAACCACACCUACGCACUCUGUGUCGCUUUUCCCAAAGAACUCCAGUAGCCCCGCCCCCCUGCCAUCCCACUCUUCCUACUGCGGCCCUCUGAACCAAUGCCAAGCCCCUGCUCCAUCAGAGCAAGACAUUGCUGCCUCGCCCAAAAUGGUAAAACAACCGUCCAUCGAUGGAAACCACAACAGAAACACGUUCACGAACCAAAACCACAAGUGGAGUCCACAAACCCACCGGUCCAGGGAAGACCCUGCAAGAGAAGGAGGGCCUGCAGAGAAUCAUCCGGGCUACAGUGAACUGUCAAAUUACAGUAACCUCCGACCUUCUCUUUCCCCAUUGAACUGCAAAAAUGUAAAGAAAGGGCGUGUAAGCUCCACUAGCCAAUCAGAUGAGGAGAUGGGGGGGACCUCUGAUGACAGCAGCCCCAUCUACUCACCCAGGCCACCUCUACUACCAACACCCAUUACCUUUAAACUACCCGAGAUACUUAAGAUGUAUGGCACUCAAAAUCCGGAGCAGGGGGUGGAGUCAGUGGAGACACACCCACCUAAAGUCAACAUGGCAACAGUUGCACCGUUUAGCUACAGACUGCAGGACAACAUCUUCUCUGUGGAUGAACUCAGCGACUGCUCCUCAGGUUCCAUAGAAGUCUGCUGUGAUGACCUCAUACCAGGGGGGAUGCUGGAGGCUAUUGUCGAUAACAUUAGCAUGACGGCUAAGCCCACAGAGCUGAAGACCAGGACCACCACCACCACCACCGCCGCCGCCGCUGCCCACGCAGCACCGUGCCCAGAUUCAUCUGACCUGCACACCAUGGCUUCCAGGAAGCCCACACCCAAACCUUCAGCUCUGCCUCAGGGACCUUCACGUCCAUCGUCCUCUACAUCUUCCUCCGGAUCAGAGCUCACCGUCUACCGAUCGUCCUCUGGAUCUAUUCCCGUCCCGGUACCAAACCCAUCGGGUCUUCGGAAGCAGCGCUCUCUUACUAAUCUUUCCGUUCUCACAGACGCCGAGAAGAAACUGCACUUGUACCAGUCGUCACGCUUGAAUGACUCUACGGGGAAGUCUGGUACUGGCGCUGACAAACCAGGUCAGACUAAAACAUGCCAGGGUGGGAAAACAACACUUUCCCGGACCCUGUCGAAGUCGGAACAGUCGCUUUUUCAGGGACGAUCCAAACCUGUGGGCUCCACAGCGGGAAAACUAAGUAGAAUCCCAGGACCUGGGAAACCACGAGGACCUUACGCUGAGGUCAAACCCAUCAGUAAGACCUGCCAGGUGGAACAGAAGGCAGACAGAGAGCCUGAGGACCAUCCAAUCAAGACGAACUCCCACGGAACAGGGAAUCUUGGAAAGAAACCAGGAGAGAAAGUCAGAUCUGCAUCGCUGUCAACAGAGGAGAAGAAAGAGAUGCAGACAGAGGAAGAUAAGAAUUUCUUGAAGGUGGAUCCAGAGUUAGUGGUGACAGUGUUGGGGGAUCUAGAGCAGCUUCUCUUCAGUCAAAUCCUUGAUCCAGAAUCUCAGAGGAAGAGGACUGUGCAAAAUGUGCUGGACCUUCGACAAAACUUGGAGGAAACCAUGACCAGCCUGAGGGGGGCGCAGCUGAGCCACAGCUGUGUGGAGGGAAGCACGUGUUACGACAGCGACGAAGCCGCCGCCUUCUCCAUCUCCACUCUUUCAAACCGCUCCUCGCCCCUGUCGUGGCGUCAGGGUCAGGCCAGUCCCCGCCUCCAGGCUGGAGACGCUCCAUCAUCGGGAAACACCCAGACUGACGUCCCGCAGAGGAGCAGGCAUAUCAUGUCCCGUAUUCAUCUCGUUGAGGACUUGGAGGACGCGGACACGUCGCUGUUGAAGGGAGGAUACAUGAGCGACAGUGACGCUGGUGGAAGGAGCCCGAAUGAGGGAGAUGAUGACGACGAUGAUGACGACGAAGAUCUGGGAAAUGGCUGGGACGAGAGCAGCUCCAUAAGCAGCGGACUGAGCGAUGGUUCAGACAACCUGAGCUGUGAAGACUUUAACAGCAGCACUGCCCUUAACUCUUUGCCCAGCACCCCGGUCAGCUCCCGCAGGAGCUCCAACAUACUGAUGCGCACAGACGCAGAGAAAAGAUCUCUGGUGGAGAACGGCCUCUGCUGGGACACUGAGGACUCAAAACCCAACUGCAAGAACCAGGGCAGCAACAUCUAUGACACAGGAAGUCCCAAGUCAGAAUCAGCCAACAGGUGGAAGAAGACCAGGCCUCAGGGGGACGGGCUUGAUGGAGUAGGAAGGGGAGAGUUGAAGAAACCGCAAACCCUAGGUCAAGGAAACGUCCUGAAGAAAGGACGAAACCAGCCUGUGGGCGUCACGUCUCCCAUCACUCACACCUCACAGAGUGGUCUGAAAGUGGCAGGUUCAAUCAAGUCUGACAUGAAGCCCAUGGAUAAAUCUCGGUUAGCGGUGAAGUCUUCAGGACUUCAGCGUUCCUCUUCUGAUGCUGGCAAAGACCACAGGAACGGUACCAGCGCUGUUGAACAACGUAAACCUCCGUCUGGCCUGGUCAGACCAUCAGCAGGUGGAAACUUUGGUUUCAAGAAGCCAAACACAGCUCAAAAUGGAGCCAACAUCAAUGGUACCGGUACCGGUACCGGUGCACUCAGCUCUUCAACAGUGGGCAAGACGCCCAAAACAUCGGGAAUUCCUGUGAAACCCGCAGCUGGCGGCAGUGGAGGACGGAAGAUCAGUUUGGAUGUUUCCAGUUGUGAUCAGAGUGGAUUUUUGUCUCCAAGCGCUAGGACAUCGCUGCAGUACCGAUCUCUCCCUCGUCCUGCUAAGACCAGCACACUAACUCUGACCCGACCCAGCUCGGCCCGUCCUGUUAGCACCACCGUUGACACGAACUCUGGACUCACCAAACCCUCCUCAACAACGGCAGCCCUGCAGGGCUCCAGGCUCAAAGAACCCGUGUCUGUGCUGAGUUCUGGACCGGGGCUGAGUAAAGCAGGAAGUCGUGGGAUUCCGAGUCCCGGUCCUGUCAAUCAGACAGACAGAGAGAAAGAAAAGGAGAGGGCUAAAGCUAAAGCUGUCAUGUCAGACUCAGAAUGUGGGGGAGGGUCCCUGAAAGGAGGAUCUGCUCACAGCAUCUCAGAGAAGCUACAGGGGCUAAGGCCCCCUAGUGGUGGUAAAAGCCUUGAUAGAUCUGCAACUAAUAUUCAGAGGUUAUCUGGCGUUCGCAGUCUUGGAAAGCCUCAGUCCGUGGCUCAGAUGGAUAAACUGAACUCCAACAGUCUGGAUCUGGAGGUACAGGCCUCCCUGCCUCCAAAGAUCCCUCCUUACUCAAAGCUCCAGGACCUGAGCAGCACAGUCUCCUCCUCCUCCUCCUCUUCCUCUGGCUCCCACCUAACUCCCAGCCCUGCUCCACUCCUUACUGUCUCCUCCUCGGCCUGUUUCUCCACCUCUGGGUCUGGUCUGGGGUCUCGGCAAGUUUCCUCGUUAGAGACCAACAGGGGGAGUUCUUCUCCACUGCUGUACCCCCGUCUGUCUGGGCUGCAUCGCAGCAUGGAGUCACUGCCACUGCAGAUGAGCCUGGCACCAGAACAUUGGGAGAAGAACCGGGAAGUGGGCCACGGCAGUGUGGACUCCAGAACCAAAGAGAGGCAGGAAGACACGCAGCGAUGUCCAGUGAUUGGGACGAGAGUGUCGCUGACGCUACCGGACACCUCUGAUGUUGACAGAAACACACUUCCAAAGAAAGGACUAAGUUUUAUCAGCAGCUCUCAGGCUGAGGAGUUGUCGAAGGAGCGAGGGGAGAGGAGACACUCCCACACUGUCUUCAGUGUCAGUGAGACAUUGGCUCUGCCCCUGCUCUCGUCGCCAACCUCGCUUCCACGGUCGUCCAGGACCGGGACAGCAGCGUCCAGCCCUGUGAGCAGCGCUCCGAGGAUGACUCGCUCCAACAGCAUCCCAGCACAUGAGGGGUCAGUGGAGGCGUAUGCCGAGUCCCCACUAGGCAGCACGCUGUCACUUUCAGAACGUCCACGAAGCAUCGGGAUGAUCCGGUCGGGUUCCUUCAGGGACCGGGACUCGGACGAAGUCCAUGGCUCAGUUCUCUCGCUAGCCUCCAACGCCUCCUCAACCUACUCCUCGCAAAUCCGUAAACUGCGUCGAGAGCUGGAGUCCUCUCAGGAGAAGGUUUCCGCUCUGACCACCCAGCUGUCUACAAAUGCGAACCUUGUUGCUGCCUUUGAGCAAAGUUUGGCCUUGAUGACAACCCGACUGCAGUCUCUUUCAAUGAGCCACGAGCAGAAGGACAAUGAGCUGCUGGAGCUCCGUGAAACCAUCGACGCCAUGAAGGUCAGGAAUGAAGAAGCUCAGGCUGUGAUUCACGGUGCUCUGAACAACCAGGAAAACACCAAAGAUCUCCAAAUGCGUCGUCAGAACUCUUGUGAGAGCAUCUCCAGUCUCAACAGUUUGACCAGCAUGUCCAGUAUUGGCAGCCUGAAGGACCAGGAUGCCAAGAAGAAGAAAAAGAAAAGCUGGUUACGGAGCUCCUUCAACAAAGCUUUUAGCAUCAAAAAAGGAUCCAAAACCUACUCCGACAUAGAGGAAAUCGCUACCCCAGAUUCCUCUGCUCCAAACUCCCCAAAGAUGCUCCACGAGGGGGGCGAGGGAGAAGACAUUCAAGCUCCGCCCCUGAACCACUUCGCCAUUGCUUCUUCCUCUGCGAUCAUGGAGAGUACAGAAACAGAAGAGGGCGACGGCGAGGAUACUUCCGUGUCAGACCUGCGCUCAGAACUGUGGGUGAAAGAGCGUGAACUGACUGACAUUCGACUGGAGGCUUUAAACUCCGCCCACCAGCUGGAGCAGCUGAGAGAUGCCAUGAACAACAUGCAGUCAAUGGUGGAGAACCUAAAGGCGGAGAACUGCCAUUUGAAAACAGGAACUCAGCUGAACUCACAAGGCCCUGGCCCCGCCUCGUCCACCUCACAACCUUCAGGUCUGGCAUCUCUAGUUGGACCGUCACUGAAGCAGCCAAUCAGCAUGAGCCUCACCAAGUCCUUCAGCCUCAGUCUGAAUGACACCAAAGAUCUAGAUCCAUGUCACGUGGACAUACAGAGUGUCUCUUCAUCACAGGAGGAUGUAUGUGCUCGAGUUCUAGUCCACAGUGAGCGUGCCGAGGUCACCAAAGGUCAGCAAGAGUUCUGUCUGGGCACAGUUCUGGUCAACACCAAGACAGAUUGGGCCAGUCUGGACUCUCUUAUCCUAAAGACCUUCAAAGACUACCUGACCCAAGUGGACCCCACAGCCAGUCUGGGUCUGUCAAGCGAGUCAGUGCUCUCGUACCAGCUGACUCAUGGUGGCCGACAGCUGAUUGGAGGAGAAGACAAGCCGCAGCUCCAGCCUCUAAGAUGUCUAGGCGGUAGCUCAGCUUCAAUAUAUGUCACUCUGAAAGGCCUGAAAGAGAACUGUGUGGACUCCCUGGUGUUUGAGACUCUUGUUCCUAAACCCAUGAUGCAGCACUACAUAAGUCUGCUCCUGAAGCACCGCCGUUUGGUUCUGUCAGGGUCCAGUGGAACAGGAAAGUCUUUCCUGGCUCAGCGCCUGGCCCUGUAUCUCCUGCAGCGCAGCAGCUCGGAGUCGGAGCAGGAAGCAGGUUUCCAUGGUCGUAGCGCUGCUGUCACCUUUAACAUGCACCACCAGACUCAGAAGGAGCUGCAGCUGUAUCUGACCAAUGUAGCUAAUCACAUAGACCAAGACAAUGGAGGAGAGCUGCCAUUGGUUGUUAUAGUCGAUGACAUCAAUGACCCGGCGGGCGUCACUGAGAUGGUGAACGCAGCGCUGACCUGCAAGUACCACAAAAGUCCUUACAUCAUCGGCACAACGAAUCAGCCAGUGAAGAUGACGUCCAAUAAUGGGCUGCACAUGAGCUUCAGAAUGGUCACGUUUUCCAACAACGUAGAACCAGCCAACGGCUUUCUGCUGAGGUACCUGCACCGUAAAGCUGUUGAGGCUCACCAGGACAGGGGGCAGGACUCCUCACACCUACAGGCUCUCCUGUGUGUGCUGGACUGGGUUCCUCAGCUCUGGUACCACCUUCACACCUUUCUGGAAAAACACAGCACGUCAGACUUCCUCAUAGGUCCCUGCUUCUUCUUAUCAUGUCCAGUGACAAUGAAAGAGUUCAGACAUUGGUUCAUUGAUCUAUGGAACAACUCUAUCAUCCCCUACCUGCAGGAGGGCGCCAAAGAUGGCAUGAAAGUCCAUGGGCAAAGGGCAGUAUGGGAAGAUCCUGUUGAAUGGGUCAGAGGAACUCUGCCAUGGCCAAAUGCCCAGCAAGACCAGUCCAGACUUUUCCACCUGCCUCCACCCAGCAUUACUGCCUCAUGCAGUGAGGAGAAGAAACUGGCCAAAGACACGCCUCCAGCCAGUUCUCUGGACUCAGAUCCACUGAUGGCGAUGUUGCUGAAGCUCCAGGAGUCUGCAAACUAUAUCGAGUCUCCAGAGCAGGAAGGUGUUGAUCCAAGUCUGCAGACAACGCUCUGAAGAUGCCAGUGGAGGAGACUGUAGCUAACAGCAGUGCUGCUAAUUUUUCUACACAUAAUGACUCUGUGGUUAACAUUACUGUAGCUAACAAAGAGACUGCAGCCUCAGUAUGGCUGUACGACGACGGUCUACAGAAUCAAAGAAAGUUUAUGGACAAUUACAAAGAACAAAGAAGCUGUGACAAAGGUGUGGGUGAAGAUAUAGGUGUAUUUUCUAGUCUUUACACAAUGUGUAAUCAGAUCAAACUAAAACAUUUAAAAAGUGCAUGAAAACAGAAUGACACGAUGGAAACAAUGACGUUACAAUCUGACUGAUCAGAACCACUUUUUAUUGUUUUGGAUUCUUAGUUUUUUUCUAACUGGCUUUCAGUUAAGGUCAAUUUUCACCAAAAAAUAUAAAUGAUCUGAAGAAAAAAAAAAAGCACUUUAUUUUUUAAAUGUGGUCUUUGGACUUUAAUAAAAGCCACUUCUAGUUCAGUAAUACUUCCACCAGAUGGUAGCAACACACCAAGGAACUAUUACUAAAAACUUGACAUAGUACCACAGUAUAUGUCACAGUGUAUAUGAGGGUCUUUUUUCCCGAGGAUGCUCCAGGAUCCGAGACAGUAUUUGAAACAAUGUACACAACGCACCAGGCUCUAUAAAAUAGAACAGAUGACUUUAGGUAACUUUCAAUGACUAAAUUGACUUACAAAAACUAAGGUAAGUAAGGCCGAGAUAUUUAGUUUCUGAUCCAAAACUUCCUGGUACUGUGCAGUGGAAAAGUGGAGACAUUGAGCAGAAUUUCUUAUUUACGUAAAUAAUUUAAGGUUGAGUGACCCGACGCUCAACGUAAUUCAAAAAGAAAGCUGCUGGUUUUUAGGGUUUAACAAAACAAUGAGCACUUUUCUCUUCUGUACCUUUGGAUCUGAUGUCUCUUGUUAUGAUUUUAAAUAUGAUGAUUUUAUAGGAUUUUUUUACUAAGGAAUCUGCGGUAACAGCAUCAUCAAAAUCAUUACGUCAUACAACAAAGACUACAAGAGUCGUCAUCAGCGCAGACAGACAUUCUGACCCUAUCUGUUGUUUCUCUAAAUGCAUUAAAAUAUGAUUUAAUUA
This is a messenger RNA of Cynoglossus semilaevis (tongue sole), 8160 nucleotides long. RefSeq names its product neuron navigator 1-like. Gene Ontology annotation, molecular function: ATP hydrolysis activity. The coding region runs from base 401 to 7066 and encodes 2221 amino acids. The record is from RefSeq and is a predicted model, not a curated record. The transcript is spliced from 32 exons. Gene Ontology annotation, cellular component: microtubule cytoskeleton; axon initial segment. Gene Ontology annotation, biological process: neurogenesis; neuron migration; microtubule bundle formation. Lineage: Eukaryota; Metazoa; Chordata; Actinopteri; Pleuronectiformes; Cynoglossidae.